UGGGUGCUCAUUUGCCGAACCACUUAUAGUUCGAGCACUACACUUGAUUAUUGUUAGCCGAGAUGCUCAUACCCCAGCAAAUAAAUAACGUGUGCAAAAAGAUAGAAUUUGAUCUAUUAUGGAAAGUUAUGUAUUAAGAUAUCGACUUUGGUACCUAAUCGAUUAUUGUUAUUAAUUUGUGAAAGGAGCCUUGAUGAGAUUUAUCUUUAACCAUUAAUUGCAUACAAUGACCACUAAUUCAAAUCUAUUCCGCAAUUGGGUCCUUGUCUUUAUAAAGAAUGCCAAAAUGUUGUACUGGUUUCAAAAGUAAGUAGGCAUAGUUUCAAGUGUAAUAAAGUUUUUACAUAAUCUAUAUAUUUGUCUUGAUGGAAAUAUUUAAGUAUCCGAUAUAAAACUAAUUACACUAGUCUCAGAAGAUCUUUUUUUUAAUAACACAAUCUUUACUAGAAAUGAAUUUCAAAAAAAUAGGACUAAAUUGUACUUUCCAUUCCUCUUCACUCUACUCAUCCUCACAUCUCCGAGAUUUGUCACAAAAGAGAUGAAAUUGUAUACUGAGCUUACAAGAGUGCGCAGAGAUAUCUAAGCAUACAAAUCUACCGUACCGUCUUCGCUUUCUCCGCGAUUUGUGGGUUGGCGAGCCAGAGGGAGCACAGGUGGGCGUGUUGCAAUCAGCACAAGAGGGUCGGUUGUCAAUUGCACUCGAGUCUCGAGAGCCGAUGUUCAACGUGUCGGCGCUAGCAGCAGCGACGCCUUCUAUCGCUUCGGUUUCAUCCGUUGCAAGCCCAUCGGAGCAACAUGGAUUGUCUACAAGUGUUGGCGUCGGAGUGAAUGAUACCACUUCUCGAACUGGAGAUGGCGGCGCCGCUUCAUCGGCUUCAAGUGCAUCAGCGGCGCCACAACAGCAGUCACAAUCGGCACUUCAUAACAAACUCGAAGCUAAAUGGGACACUCUACUUCCCACCGACACCAAUUUACAAUGUUCCACGUGGCCUGAUAGCAUUCCAUUACUUGCAGGAUAUUCUGCUACUCCCACAUUUUCCUUCGAUCCUUGCACAUACGGCAGCUAUGAUCCAUCUGCAUAUUUUGCUUCAAACGGAAUUGCUGGUUCCAUGUACACUCUACCUGAUCAAUUUCCACGUUCUGAGAAUGAUAUGCUAGAUAACAGCAAUACAUCAAAUGGAAACAAAAGCGAUAAAGAUGGAAUCAAACUUGAAGAUGAAGAUGAAAUUCUGGAAGAUGAAGAGAAUGACGAAGAAGAUGAUGGAACUGGAAAACGGAAAAAGAGAAAGCGUCGCGUUUUGUUCACAAAAGCACAAACUUAUGAACUUGAACGACGAUUCCGCUCGCAAAAAUAUCUGAGCGCGCCUGAACGUGAAGCUCUUGCAAUGCAAAUUCGACUUACUCCGACUCAAGUAAAAAUUUGGUUCCAAAAUCAUCGAUACAAAACAAAAAAAAGUCAUACGGAUAAGCCAAUAAACGCGGCGCUUCUUACCACAAUGCCCAAUGCAUUUUCAAGUCAAUCGACAGCGGCCAGUUUUCCAACAAGAGCAAUGCCGAUACCAAUGCUAGUCCGUGACUCUUCUGCUCGUUCUUCGGACAUUUCCUCAACAUCUCCAUACACGGUAGCAUUUGGAAGUGCCAAUUCAGGAUACCUACCAACACCUUCCGCCUACCUCCCAGCCACUUCCGGGUAUUUUUCAAACGGACCUUCAGCAGCUUCUUCCUACAUGACCAAUACUCAAUGGUGGCCUUCUUGAUUUCUCUAAUACUCUAUACCAUGUCAAUUUUUCCCAGAAUACAUCUCGUUUCUCACUUUUAAUUGCUCAUUUCUCAUUAUUACAUAUUUUCUCCGAAUUGUGAUCUACAAAUUUAUAACAACAAAUCAGUUCGGACUACCGGUUUUUGAAAUAUUUUAUCAGUUAUGCCCAUACACAUGUUUUAUGUAAAUUGUGAUAAUUUUAUUAAAUGACUUAAAAUUUACGUUGAAACCACAUGAAAAAUGUAUGUUU
Caenorhabditis elegans is the source of this 2009-nucleotide messenger RNA. RefSeq names its product Homeobox protein ceh-22 (gene ceh-22). Lineage: Eukaryota; Metazoa; Nematoda; Chromadorea; Rhabditida; Rhabditidae. Gene Ontology annotation, biological process: regulation of transcription by RNA polymerase II; regulation of DNA-templated transcription. The record is from RefSeq and is marked reviewed. Gene Ontology annotation, molecular function: DNA-binding transcription factor activity, RNA polymerase II-specific; DNA binding. Gene Ontology annotation, cellular component: nucleus.